UCCACCAGCAGUUUAUCCACUUCAGUCCCCGCUGACUCUGCCGGUGCAUCACACACACACACACACACUCACACACACACACACACUCACACACAGUGCACACGCGGGCACCAAGAGGACUGAGAUGUGACCGUACGCCGGAGGAACUGCCGCGUGUUUUCUGUGGGGGGAUUUUCUCUGUCAGCCGGAUAAUGGGAGCGGACAGGCGGGGAACCACGAUGCCGACGCCGGCCACUUGGGUCGCGGCGCUCCUCCUCGUCAUGACUUCGGUGCAUGCGGUGGAAGAGACGGUGAUGGAUACAAGGACAGCGACGGCCGAGCUCGGCUGGAUAUCGUUCCCUGCCAACGGAUGGGAGGAGGUGAGCGGCUACGACGAGAACCUCAACACCAUCAGGACGUACCAGGUGUGCAACGUGUUCGAGCCCAGCCAGAACAACUGGCUCCUCACAACCUACGUCGACCGGCGGGCGGCGCAGCGCAUCUACGUGGAGAUCCGCUUCACCGUGCGCGACUGUGCCUCCAUCCCCAGCGUCCUGGGCUCCUGCAAGGAGACGUUCAACCUCUACUACCUGGAGACGGACCGGACCGUGUCGGAGGGCAUCAAAGGGGUGGAGUACUGGGCCAACGCGCCCUUUCUGAAGGUGGACACCAUCGCGGCGGACGAGAGUUUCUCCCAGGUCGACUUUGGGGGCCGGCUGAUGAAGGUGAACACGGAGGUCCGGAGCUUUGGGCCGCUGUCCAAAGGCAGGGGCUUCCACUUGGCCUUCCAGGAUCUGGGCGCCUGCAUGUCCCUGCUCGCCGUCAGGGUGUUCUACAAGAAGUGCCCCAGCGUGGUGCAGAACUUCGCCUUCUUCCCAGAGACACUGACUGGGGCGGAGUCCACCUCAUUAGUCAUCGCCAGGGGGAGCUGCAUUCCCAACGCCGAGGAGGUGGACGUGCCCAUCAAGCUUUACUGCAACGGCGACGGAGAGUGGAUGGUUCCCAUCGGCAGCUGCAGCUGCAAGGCGGGUUAUGAACCCGACAACGGCAACGUGUGUCGAGCUUGUCCUCAGGGAACCUUUAAGUCGUCACAGGGGGGAGGAUUAUGUCAGCAAUGUCCGCUCAACAGUCGCUCCACCAUCGAGGCCGCCACCCUCUGUGGCUGUCGGAACGGCUAUUACCGCGGGGACAUGGACAAACCUGAGGACGUGUGCACCAGUGUCCCGUCAGCGCCUCGCAAUGUGGUCUCGGUCGUCAACCAGACGUCGGUGCUGCUCGAGUGGCACACGCCGCGCGACACGGGGCACCGCGGCGACCUGUCGUACAACGUCCAAUGCCGCCGGUGCCACAGCAACGAGCGCAGGGCGUGUCAGCCGUGCGACGACAGCGUGGCGUUUGUCCCGGGCCGGCGGGGGCUGAAGGAGACGGCGGUGGAGAUCAGCAAGCUGCGCGCCCACACGUCGUACACCUUCGACAUACAGUCAAUCAAUGGAGUCUCCAACAAGAGCCCCUACCCCGCCCAGCAACUGUCAAUCAACAUUACAACCAAUCAGGCUGCCCCCUCAGUAGUUCCCAUCAUGCACCAAGUGAGCUCCACGAGCCGCAGUUUCUCGUUGUCGUGGCCACCGCCGGAACAGCCCAACGGAAUUAUCCUCGACUACGAGAUACGAUACUAUGACAAGUCCCAGUCCUCGCUCCUGAACAGCUCAGUGGUCCAGAGCGAGACGCCCAACGUGGUUCUGGAGGGACUGAGGCCCGGAACCGGCUACGUGGUGCAGGUGAGGGCCCGCACCGUGGCUGGCUACGGAGGCUACAGCAGGGAGAUGCUCUUCCAAACACUCACCGACGACGAGUAUAAGUCCGAGCUGGGACAGCAGCUCUCCCUGAUUGCAGGCUCUUUAGUAGGUGGAGUGUGUAUCGUCUCAUUGGUGGCUAUCGCCAUUAUCUGUUCCAGGAGGAGGCAGCUGAAGGAGAGUUUGUACGGUGACAAGCUGCCGCAGUACAACACUGGAGGAGAGGUGACUCUGAGGCCCGACAUGUUCAGCGGUCCCACCCCUACCGUGACCUUCCCCACCCUGUCCGACGGCCACAGCUCGCCGGGGGUCAAGAUCUACAUCGACCCCUUCACCUACGAGGACCCCAACGAGGCCGUGCGGGAGUUUGCCAAGGAAAUUGACCCCUCCUGUGUCAAAAUAGAGGAAGUCUUCGGAUCAGGUGAGUUCGGCGAGGUGUACAAAGGCCGCCUGAAGCCGGUCGGGAAGAAAGAAAUCCCCGUGGCUAUCAAGACGCUGAAGGUGGGCUACUCCGAGAGGCAGAGGAGGGACUUCCUGUCCGAGGCGUCGAUCAUGGGCCAGUUCGACCAACCGAACAUCAUCCGGCUGGAGGGCGUGGUCACCAAGAGCAGGCCCACGAUGAUCAUCACGGAGUUCAUGGAGAACGGAGCUCUGGACUCGUUCCUCAGGCAGAACGAUGGCCAGUUCCCAGUGAUCCAGCUGGUUGGUAUGCUCAGAGGCAUCGCGUCUGGAAUGAGGUACCUGGCGGAGAUGAGUUACGUUCACCGGGACCUGGCGGCUCGGAACAUCCUGGUCAACAGUAACCUGGUGUGUAAGGUGUCCGACUUUGGCCUGUCACGGUAUCUGGAGGAAGACGCGUCGGACCCCACCUACACCAGCUCACUGGGGGGUAAAAUCCCAGUGCGGUGGACGGCUCCCGAGGCGAUCGCCUACAGGAAGUUCACGUCGGCGUCGGACGUCUGGAGCUACGGCAUCGUCACCUGGGAGGUGAUGGCAUACGGAGAGAGACCCUACUGGGACAUGAGCAACCAAGAUGUGAUAAAUGCCAUAGAGCAGGAUUUCCGGCUGCCGGCGCCGAUGGACUGUCCGGUGGUGCUGCACCAGCUGAUGCUGGACUGCUGGCAGAAGGACAGGAACGCUCGGCCAAAGUUCCCCGACAUCGUCAGCAUGUUGGACAAAAUGAUACGCAACCCCGCGUCGCUGAAAGCCGGCACCAGCAACGUGGCCCCUGGUCCGCCCCAUCAUCCCUUGUUGGACCGCGGCGCUCCAGACCUGAGCAGCGUGAGCUCCGUCGAGGACUGGCUGGCCGCCCUGAAGAUGACCCAGUAUCGAGACUCCUUCCUGGGCUCCGGCUUCACCUCCUUGCCGCACGUCACGCAAAUCACAGCCGAAGAUCUCCAGAGAAUCGGCGUGUCUCUCGCCGGACACCAGAAGAAAAUCCUGACCAGCGUCCAGUCAAUGAGGCCGCACGGCGACGGCGACGACGACGACGACGACGACGACGACCAGUCUCCCACUGAAUCUGUGUGAACCGCACGCACGGGAGUGAUACCGCAUGGAAAUAUUUCUGAGCCGUGCACGUUCUGGGGAACGAGCCUUUUAUCUUUCCACCUCUGUUUUUAGCCUUCGCACACUUCAAGUGCUGCUCCUGGAGAUCUCAACAAUUUGAAACCAGACUGUGGCCAUUCAUGUCCUGAUCGCUGAGAUUCCCUCGGGCCACUUUGGCUUGCGUAAAAUCAUUCAAUUCAAAAGUAUUUUUUCCGUCUUCGGUUCUCUUUAACCGUGUCACCCAAAAUCUUUUUUUAUCGAAGGAUGAAUCACACAAUGACACGACUUUGAAGACGCUGCGCACAAACUGGACCAGGAGCCCGACGGAGGGUCUGUGCUUCUUGACACGCAGGCCUCGUUGUCUUGUGCUUUGUUCAGUGCGCCCUUCGAAUGAAGAGCCAACAGUUUAAUGGCACGUUUUGAACCCUUUUUUUUAUUUUUUUUAUCUAUCUUCAUAUUGAAGAGUCUGUACAUAUUGUGAUAUGGAAGAUUUACUUCCUAUAUGCGUGUUUGCGUUCCCUUCUGCCAAAAGCGCUGGACGGUUAAUUGCCACUGGAGUGUUUUGUGAGUCCUCUGUGAUUAUCUCCCUCUGCCGGACUCAACGCUGGAACCGACUUUGUAAGUGCUGUGGACUGCGGACAACGACAAAAAAGAAAGAAGAAAAAAAAAAGAGGAAAAAUUGGUUUUCAUAGGGCAUUUUUUUUUCCCGCCCAGCCAUGAGAGGAUAAACUCCGUCCAUGCAGAGAGCUAGCAAUUCCUGUCCUACUUUAAAAAAAAGAAAAAGACAGAGUUCUCGGAGCGAACUCAUGACGGAUGAUGUUUUACAGUCGGCGCUAACGCCCUCCGAGUCAAAAGACAAUUAUGGAUCAGAAAAUGGCAUCAAAAUCAGAGAGAAAGUAUUACACCAUCGCCAUACUUCCCAGCCAGGCGAAGGAAGGAAGGAAGGAAGGAAGGAAGGAAGGAAGGAAGGCGACUGACGGAGGAAGAAACGGGAGGACCAGCUUUAAGAGACUGUGGCUACUGAGUCAUUACCGGCUGCCGAGACGCACCUGUUGUGAACGACGGAGAGGAGAGAGAGGUGUCCGUCAUCCAAUGUUCUUGUGAAUUUUGGCCGCAAACCCCACGAAGCCGACUGCCAGUCGAGCACUAACGCAACGCAUGAGCGGGCCCGCCCGCCAGCCAACGCUCAUGCGUUGCGUUCACGCAUGAAAUAAAUCUCAUUUCAGAUGUCAGAGCUGUGUGGCCGCCGUCCAGAUGGCAAUCGUCCCUCCGCAGCGGACACGCAGGCAAGGGGCCCCUUUUUGUGUUAAUUCAUUUUUAUCUGUUUAUUUAUUUAUUUAUUUAUUUUCCAUUCAUUGCGCUGCCGGACGUGUCGCCGUUGUCAGACUGCCUGUUUUGACAGUCCCAAUUCCCAGCUGACACCGCUGAUUAGUGCUGUUGUGUUCGGUUUUGCAGAUGAAAUGACACGACGCGCCCUAUACGCGUUCUCAUCUGUGGACGGCAACCUUUUCAACGCGCCCUCUUUUCGCGCGGGGCGGUUUUUUUUGCGAUCCGCAGAGAUUGAUUUCCUCAGACAGACUCAGAGAAAGAGAUGUCACAAUACAAAUACAAAAUGCUGUGGCGGUCAAGAAGGGGGAAUCGUUGGGUUAUUUAUCCCCGUAUUAAUCCUUGAAUGUGAUGUAAUAAAAGGCCCUGUUUCGGGGUACGGAGGCAUUGGGAGAUGUCGUUUAUCUCCGCGCUGAGCAGAUUAUCCAGCUGGGAAACAACAGCGGACUCGUUCCGUCUUCGGGCCCGAACCGCCGGUCACGCGCGUGCACCCACGUCCUAGGGAUUAUCCGUCUGCAGCUCUGAUUGGAUGUCGUGAUUUUGUUUGCCGACCCGCUGCGAGCCGCGCUCGCGUUUAACAGGCGCGACGGCGUUGGUGCUGUUUGCUUUUCACGGCGGCGUGUCCUACAGAACCACGUGUCUGCGCUGGGACGGCCCGAAAAAGGCUUUUGUUUAUGGAUGUUGUGAUAUUGAGAGGUCCGCAGCUAUUUUUAAAACCUCCAAACAUUUCAGUUUAACACUUUUUGGCCGAAAAAAAAAAACCCUGCUCCGCCGGCACGACCGGAAUUGCAUUUGUUGCCCGGCAACCAUAGCUUAUUGGACAUUUUAUCAGGAAGUAUUGAGAUCAACUGGGAGCGAGUCAGUGGUUCAGAGGCAUAAUUCGUUGUAAAUAGAUGCCUUCGGAAGAACAGUUUCAGCUCUGGCUGGGGGGUUUAAUAAAGAAUGAGAUGACUCGUGCGCCUAGAAGCUCAUAUUUUUUCAAAAAAAACAAAACCUCAUGCACAGGAGAAGAAAGCGAUCAGCACAGGCGGGUAUCUUAAUCAUUUAUACAUCAUCUGCAGCUAAGUGUGAUGUGUCUAAUCUUCCCUUCAUACUGCAUUAUCGUCUUCUGGUAUGUAACGAGGUUAGAUGUGAGUUUUUCGGGGACAUUUGGAGUCACCGUGUCAGUGUUUGUGAAAAGACGAUGGAGACAAGUGAUGGUUCGGCUCGUCUUGUAUCCUGCACUCCGACCCACGCGUCCUGCUUUGAGCACAAAUAUUUACCACAGAGACCAGAACUCAGGAACAUGAAUAAAUGUGAGGUGUGUCCACAUGGCUGCACAGGUCAAUCCUGCACUGUAUAGGAAGAUAAAUCCAAGAUGGAAGUAAAGAGUAAAUGGAGAAAACUGUUUUGGAUGUUAGUUAAAUCCAGUCCCUCUAAAAGACAAAUAUAUUACUAAAACCUUUUGUAUUUGCGGCCAUGACCCUGAAACGUGAAAGCAGAGAGAGAUACAGUUUUAAGCGAUGAACAAUUAAUGCUCCGUCGCAUGUUAUCGCUUCUGAAUAUCUGGACUCAUCCCUUUAGUUCAAAGAGGAAUUCAGCUAUUAACCCUCUUCUAUUCAUAGAAGGGAGUCAAGUCCAUCAGGCUUUUCAGAUGCUUCCCACUCUUUCUCUUGUGCUCCCUUUUUCUCUCAACAAAAAAUAUCUCACAGUAUGUUGAAAAAUACAAAACACCAAGUCUUCACUGAAGAUCUGUCCUUGAUUUACAAAAGAUUUUUCUUGUUCCUUCAUAUUAUUACUAUUGUCGCGAUCCACACAAGACAAAACUAUUGGAAUUUUGUUUUUUCUUUUAAUUGUAAAAUCUCUCACAGUCAACUAUUCAAAAGUUAUAUAAAUGCAGGAAAUAUAAAUAAAGGAAAUGGAAGAUUGGGUAUGUAUUGUCCCUGAGGACGUCCCUUUUGGAGACAUACAUCCAUGUUUGCUGGAUAGCAGUCUUAUUCACCGGUUGGGCUUAAUCAAUCAAAUGUCUUUCCAACUUUCUGUCCGUGCUGGAUCCAACACCGGGAAGACCAGGAAGUGCUCGCACCUUGGGUCCGACGCCGCGGCCUCUUGGCCCCUCUACUGCGCAUGGCGCCGAUCGAAUUGCCGGCCGCGUGAAUUAAAGCGUUGCCACGGCCGCGGCGAUCGGUUCACAAAACCCACUUGAGCGCCGCGCGAUGAAGUUUACUGUGCUUUGAGCAGUGCAGGUGGUGACUGACGUACGAGACGUGUCCACCCCCCCUCGCGCAUCACGUCUGUCGCAGCAAACAAACUUCUAUACUCAGCUAAACUCAUGCUGAUGCGCAUGUAAACCCUGUUUGUCCAUUGACCAGAACCGGUGCUUCUAAGCACGUGGGUACGUUUCCCGUGACAACAUAAAUCAUGAAAACAUAAAUGUAAAAGGGGCAAAGGGAAACUCCGCAGGGUGUCGUAUGUGGAAUGGGUUUGGAACACAGAUACUGUUUUGAUCUAAACUUCCCCUUUAAAGGAACGAUCCUUUAGAUUUCUCUGUGUGCAAUCCUUGUUUUUCACCAGGACAUAUUUUAUUAUUUGAGGGUGGCAUGACACCAUAGCUCUUUUUCAGACAUGAACGGGACAUUGGGUCCGUCCACGUAUGAAGAACGCGUGAGAGACAUUUCAGGAACGUUCAGACGAGGGGUGGGAGGAACAUCUCUGGAGCAACAUUUGCAGCCAUUAUUCGUUCUGAAUAAUCAGCUCAUCGGAGAAUUGUCAGUGCGUGCCUGCAAGCAGCUCAUUUUACUGAGGCUUCAACGUGUCCUGGUCUGUUGGGGUCUUACUGUCGAUGGAGACCGCUAUGAUGAAUGUCUCUCUCCGUUGAUCGGCGCUGGCGGUGUGAAUGGCACCUGCGGAUUAUUGAGCUCAAUCGUUGAUCCUGCGGGACUGACACCCAACACCUGACGUUGUCCGCAGAUGUUUCGGAUAAAAAAAACUCCACUGCAACCGCGCUGGUAAUAUAUCAACACAAUGCGACAUUACGUUUGGCCAAUUAAGCAGAGGAACGGGACAAAAAUAGACCACUAAAAAGCAAAAGAGGCCCAGAAACACGCAAGGUGCGUCGCCCGGAAGCUCCUCUGAGCGCUCCCCGAUGGAUUCAUCGUGUAGUUGCAGUCAUUUUCUGGAAGCUCGGACCAACUCGGCUCCUUUGCUUCUUCGCUCCUGUUGCUCUGGUGUAAUAGAUACUGUAGGGGGGGGCUGGAGAUGAGAGGGGGUGAGUCAUGAAGA
Scophthalmus maximus (turbot) is the source of this 7907-nucleotide messenger RNA. RefSeq names its product ephrin type-B receptor 1-like. The coding region runs from base 192 to 3302 and encodes 1036 amino acids. Gene Ontology annotation, biological process: cell surface receptor protein tyrosine kinase signaling pathway; axon guidance; protein phosphorylation. NCBI's taxonomy places the organism in Eukaryota, Metazoa, Chordata, Actinopteri, Pleuronectiformes, Scophthalmidae. Gene Ontology annotation, cellular component: plasma membrane; neuron projection. The transcript is spliced from 20 exons. The record is from RefSeq and is a predicted model, not a curated record. Gene Ontology annotation, molecular function: transmembrane-ephrin receptor activity; ATP binding; protein binding.